UUAGAGCGCCAGUUAUUGCUCUAAACGACGCCUGUUGCGCUCGCCGCAGCGUUUCCCCUCGGUCUGAUCUCGCUCCUUGCAGGCGAAAGAGGCGAUCGGGCAGGGUGCGUCGAAGCACGCACUGGUGGCCCGCGACCUGCACAAGUGGUACGACGACGGAUACGUGGUGUGCGGCCUGUCGCUGGAGCUCAAGCAAGACGAGUGCCUGGGCCUGUUGGGCGUAAACGGUUGCGGCAAGAGCACCGUGGCGCGCAUGCUUUGCGGCCUCACCAGCAUGAGCAUUGGCGAGUGCCGCAUGCCAGGCGUCCAGCUGUCCGACUCGGUCAGAGAGUGGCAGUCCCACCUUGGUUACUGCCCUCAGGACGACGCCCUGAUGGACGCCUUCACAGGCAACGAGAUCCUCGGGUUCUUCGCCCGACUGCGCGGAGUGCCCGAAGACAAGGUCCGUGUCCUCGUCGACAGCGCCGCCUUCGUCGCCUACGUAGGCGACGACGGGCUCCAGCUGUGCGAGACGUACAGCUCAGGCACCAGGCGCAAGCUAUCGACUGCAGUGGCGGUCAUCGGCUGUCCGAGGGUCGUCAUCCUCGAUGACGCUACCGGCGGCGUCGACCUGGUUGGCCGAGAAAUGAUUUACGAAACGCUCCAGGACAUCACCCGCGUGGGCGCCAGCGGAGUCCUCUUCACCUCGCGCAGCACGGAAGAGUGCAAGAUGGCGUGCCAUCGCGUGGGCAUCAUGGCGGGCGGCGAGCUGAAGGCACUCGGCACUAUGGAGCAGCUGAAGGACACGUUCGCCAGGGGCUGCACCAUCAGCUUCCGCAUCUUCGAGAAGUUCACCGGCUACGUUGGCACCGCGGUCGACAAGGGCGUGCAACAACUCUUCCCGGGUGCCAGGCAAGCCGAAUGCCGGGAGGGCGUGUUUCUCUACUACAUCGACUACCGCCUUCCCUGGAGUCGCGUCUUCUCGCGUAUCAACAAGCUGCGCCGCUGGUUCGUGGUCGAGUCUGUGCUCGUCUCGGAGAGCUCGCUCGACGAGGUCCUGCUGGGCAUGGCGCGAGCCGAGCAGGCCGAAGACUCGGCCGAAGCCCAGCUGGCAGCCAAGGAUGCAUCGCGCGACCUCUAUGCGGGUGACCCCUGGGGUCGCGAGGAGCAGCACAAGCAUGAGCGCCGCCAAAGGCUGCGCGAGAAACGCCGCCGAAGAGACUCCCCGACGCAAGCCAGCGAGUAUGAAACGCACAGUCGCCAUGGCACCGGCACCGGAGUCGAAGUUUAGGCCUCGUGCUUCCCAAUCUUGGGACACAUUCGAGUCACGCGAAGCGAAGCGUCGUUGCGCAUUUCCUAGAUCAAGUAUAAUUAUUGCCGUUUACUCGUUGUCAGACUGCGAACAUGUCCCAUAUAUGUUUCAGCUGGAAAACCGUUUCUUUCUUGUGUAAGCUCGUAUGGGCGGUAUGUUCCGUUUGUCGUUAUCCAUGGAAUUGUUCAAAAUGCUUGUAUAAAGUUAUAUUCCCA
Messenger RNA from Dermacentor andersoni, 1506 nucleotides. Its product is annotated as phospholipid-transporting ATPase ABCA3-like. Gene Ontology annotation, biological process: lipid transport; transmembrane transport. Gene Ontology annotation, cellular component: intracellular membrane-bounded organelle; membrane. The record is from RefSeq and is a predicted model, not a curated record. Lineage: Eukaryota; Metazoa; Arthropoda; Arachnida; Ixodida; Ixodidae. Gene Ontology annotation, molecular function: ATP hydrolysis activity; lipid carrier activity; ATP binding.